Molecule: messenger RNA, 3199 nt
Organism: Dendrobium catenatum
Lineage: Eukaryota; Viridiplantae; Streptophyta; Magnoliopsida; Asparagales; Orchidaceae
Exons: 2
Coding region: 57-1367 (436 amino acids)
Source: RefSeq, a predicted model, not a curated record
GGGACAUUGGACUCUGGACGAUCGAAAAAAAGUUCCUCGUCCUCUUCCAUUCGUCAAUGUUCGUCAUGAUGGCCUCAGGAGCCGCAGCAGCGCGCAGCACUGGCGUCCUCUUUGCCCUCAAUUCAUCAAAUACCUACAAUGCACGAUGGACUCGAGAACAACCACUUUCAAUACAGCUAAUCCACAAAGCUCAUUCUUCUUUUUCUUCCCCACUUUACCUCACCCACUGUUAUCCCGAUGAAAAACCAGGCAGCCAUCAGUCCACCUCCGAACAAUCUUCAGAUCAAGAUAGUACUUCUAUUGCAUAUCCCAAUUCUCAGAAACCCUUCAAAGCAUCUGGCAAAGAGCUUCCGCUGUCUCCCUCUUCUUUCUCCCGCGGUCUCGUGUUUGACCUAGGUCUCAACCAGUCAUGGGACGGCCAUGAUGUCGGAUCACCAGUCGUCAAGCGCUAUGUCAGUGACGAAAAGGAACGCUGGUUCAUGUGGUACCAUGGCGAUGACGCCAUCGGGCUAGCACUAUCUAACAAUGGAAUCCACUGGGAGAGGGGGACCGGCGCUGUCGAAUCCGCCGCCGACGCUGGCGAGGUCAUGCGCCGGAGCACCGAUUGGUGGGCGUUCGAUACGCAUUCCGUUCGACCCUCUGAUGUUCUCAUCAUGUCGAGCUCCAAGCUCAGAGCUUCCAACGCCGUUUACUGGCUCUACUACACCGGGUUCGGGCCCGAAAAGUCGCUUCCAGGUCUAGCGAUGAGCCAGGACGGGCGCCACUGGGCAAGGAUCGAAGGAGAGCACCAUAGUGGCGCGCUAUUGGAUGUCGGAGCCGCUGGUCAGUGGGAUUCAGCCUUUAUAGCGUCGCCCAAGGUUGUCUACCACGGUAGGAAUGAUUUUAGAAUGUACUAUCACUCGCUUGAUGAACAAUCAGGGGAGUAUGCGAUCGGCGUUGCGAGGUCAAGAGAUGGGAUGAAGUGGGUGAAGCUUGGGAAGGUUUUGGCGGGCAGUGGAGUUGCUGGAAGUUUUGAUGAGGCUGGUGUUCUGCACGGGCACGUGGUGAGGGAUAAAGAAGGUGGCGGGUACUUGAUGGCAUAUGAAGGAGUGGCGAUUGAUGGGCGUAGGAGUAUUGGGAUGGUGGCAUCCGGCGAUGGGUUGAAUGGUUGGCGGCGGUGCAGUGGGAAGAUGGUAUUGAUGCCUGAUAUGGAUGGGUGGGACUGUGAAGGGGUAGGAGAGCCCUACUUGGUGCCAAUGGAUGAACAAGAGGGGUCGAGGCUUUAUUACAGGGGAGUUGGGAGUAGUGAGAGGGCUGGAAUUGGGUUGGCUGUUUGUCAAACUAAACGAAUGAGCAAAUUUGAUAGAUGGUCAGGGUUUCAGUUAUGAUUGAGAUCAAACAGUUCAUUUUCAUCUUUCCAUAUAGAAGAGUAAUAUGAUUUUUUAGUUAUGUAAUGGUAUGAACGGCCUCUCUUUCUUUUUAGUGGUGUUUCUAUUUUUUUAUUAACUUACGCAUGUAUAUUCUAAAAUGUAUUACUAUCAUUAUCUCAUUAUUAGGAGAUAGUCUCUCAUCAUUUAUUUAUUUUAAUACCUCCAUUCUUCAAUGUAUAUAUAUAGAUAUAGCUUGUAUUUAGUUUUAUAGAUAGAUUACAGAAUAUGGAGAUUCAAUUUCUUUACCAUUCUCCUUCUUUCCUAACUCAGUUGCUGAGCGAGGUCCUUUCUAAUCUUGCUUCUGCUGAAGUCUGUCUUCCUCUACAGUCACAUGCCUUGCCACUCUUCUUUCAUACCUCCGCAGAAACCAUUUCAUUUACCCUACAGUUCUCACCUGCAUUGCCUAUUGAGUUCCCCCAUAUUGCCGCCGCCGCUCACUACAAUCACCUAUUAACUUCAAACCUUUAGUUAUCACAACUACUUGUUGCUGUUGCCACUACUUUCUCUCAAUUAGACCAAACAAAUAGAAAUUUGUUAUCACUUCAUUUGAGAUCAUGUAGCUUGAGUUAUAUAAUUUGUUAGCACAUAUUAUCUUCACACCAAUAUUUUCACGAAUCCCUUAGUUGAGGAUUGAUUUUGUUCACUUGGAUGUCAUUUAGGUAUCUUUUGAUCGUGAAUAUUAUUGAACAAAAUCUCCUUAAAGAUGUCAUUAAAUUAUAGAUGCCAAAAGAAAAAAAAAAGGACUUAAUGGGCACCUGUAAAUCCUGUUGUAUGAAUUUGUUGUUUUACAUGAGGGAUACAGUGUUGUAUUGCAGAUGAAGCUGACUAUGAAAAUGGAUGAUUUUGGUAGUUUUAUGAUUCCCUGCAAAAUUGGAAGUGAGCAUUUCGAAAAUGCGCUUUGUUAUUUUGGUGCGAUUAUACAUUUGAUGUCAUUAUCUAUUUACGAGUAACUGAGAUAUGUGGAACCUACCACAAUAUCAUUGCAGCUAGCUGAUAUUUAAAUGAAGUACCUUGAGGGAAUUGUGGAAGAUGUACUGAUUAAGGUCGACAAGUUUAUAUUCCCACCAAACUUCAUUGUUUUAGACUUGGACGACGGAGAUCCCAAGUGCUGGCUUAUUUUGGGUCGAUUGUUACUCGCAACAUUGAGAGCUCAAGCAGACAUUUUGAUGGGACUAUUACAACUGAGAGCACAAGUAGAAAAAUUGGUAUUCAAAGUUUAUGAAGAUGCAAACAAAACAACAAAUGAAGAACUACCAUUGCGCAUUCACUAAAAAGUCAGAGGUCCGUCCUUUGAUGUUCAGGAUUCAGAUAGAUACAAUCUGUUUCAAAUGCUAUGAUUUUCAAGAAGAUGAUGUUGGAUAGUUCAGCUACCUCAGGACCCUCGUUAUUAUGCUCUAUUGGCUACUACAGCAUAUAAAUAAAAAAAUGCAUUUACACAUUUUUAACAGCAUUGUUCUGCAACUUGUUCAUGCCAAUUUAGAUGUGGUUAACAUGUCUUGUCUUUGCAUCCAUUCCCUUUUGAUACAUAGAAAUGCAACAUUCCAUCUUUUGAUGAACUUGAAAAUCAAUUUUUUAUUUUCUUCACAUUUGUUGAAGAGCCUUGAGUACGAUCAUCAUGCAGGAUCUGGGGUGGAAUCAGUCUUUAGGGGCAAACUUAAAAGUAAAAGGUGUAGAGAUUUUUUUUCAUAUAAUGUAAAACAAUAUGACGGAGGAGCACCCCUGUGGGGGUUUUCGGGGGUAGCGCUCCCAGAACAAAUUUUGGUUGUAAAGAUAUUUUCGGUUUCUUUUUA